AUGUCCUCGUCCUGCUCUCAUCUGCUAGCUGCACUCAAGGAGUGCGUGUUGUACUCAGACUGUGUCAUGAAGCAAGGCCAUCUCCCCUCCGACUGCCUCCGGAACCACACCGACGAGCUCCCAGACGCAUGCAAGUCUCUGAGGAUGGCAACUUUUGAAUGCAAACGGGGGAUGCUCGACAUGAGGAAGAGAUUCCGGGGGAAUAAUAUCGACAUCCCUGCGUCAUCCCCAAAACCUCGGGAGCAGCCUUCUCCUGAAUCGGGCUAG
Epithele typhae is the source of this 267-nucleotide messenger RNA. Its product is annotated as cytochrome c oxidase assembly protein PET191-domain-containing protein. NCBI's taxonomy places the organism in Eukaryota, Fungi, Basidiomycota, Agaricomycetes, Polyporales, Epitheliaceae. Bases 1 to 267 code for a protein of 88 amino acids. The transcript has 2 exons. Gene Ontology annotation, cellular component: mitochondrion. The record is from RefSeq and is a predicted model, not a curated record. Gene Ontology annotation, biological process: mitochondrial respiratory chain complex IV assembly.